GAGGUAACGGAGACAACUAAAAACAGAGGUAAGAAGAAAAGUGUAAGAAAGAGAGAGGAAAGCUCUCGUUUCUAGCUUCCUUAGAGGAAAGCUCUCGUUCCUAGCAACCAAGCUAGCGAAUCCAACCCAACCCGUCCAUUUCUCCACAUCCCCACCCUCCCUCCGUCUCCGCCUCCGCCUGCGCCACCCUCCAAUCCGCGCCGGCGCGUCGCCACCCUACCCGAUUGCUACCUCCUCGUGGUGGGCGCCGCUCCGAUCCGCCCGAUCCGCGCCGGCGCCUCGCCACCCUACCCGAUUGCUACCUCCUCGUGGUGGGCGCCUGCUCCUGGAGUUCCGGCGCGCGGCGGGGGCGGCGUAGUAAUGGAAUCCGAGGACGACAUGCACGACGCGAACGACUCCGCUGAAGACGAUUUCUACAGCGGCGGGGAGGCCGGUCUCGCCGCCAGCGACGACGGAGACGCCGACUACGACUUUGCGGACCACGACUCCGACGACUCCGCGGAGCUCAUCUCCCACAGACAGCAGCAAAAUUAUAGUAUAUUGAGUGAAGUUGAUAUACAGCGGCGCCAAGAGGAUGAUAUAAAUAGGGUUUCAACCGUUCUUUCAAUUUCCAAACCAGAAGCAUGUGUUCUUCUCCGCAACUAUAACUGGAGUGUUAGUAAGGUGCAUGACGAAUGGUUUGCUGAUGAAGAGCGUGUCCGGAAGGUUGUGGGUUUACCAGAGAAGCAUAAUGAAAUGCCAAAUGACAGAGAAGUAACAUGUGGAAUAUGUUUCGAAAGUUGCCCUCGUGGGUCGAUGAGUGCUGCUGCAUGUGGUCAUCCUUUCUGCAGUACAUGUUGGAGAGGUUACAUUAGCACUGCUAUAAGUGAUGGUCCAGGAUGUUUGAUGUUGAGGUGUCCUGAUCCAUCUUGUGCUGCUGCUGUUGGACAAGAUAUGAUAAAUUCACUGGCUGCUGAUGAUGAUAAGGAAAAGUAUGGGCGAUAUCUUCGCAGAUCUUACAUUGAGGAUAAUAGAAAGACAAAAUGGUGUCCUGCGCCUGGAUGUGAAUACGCAGUGGAAUUCGUCAUGGGCAGUGGCAGCUAUGAUGUUAAUUGCAACUGUUCAUAUGGGUUUUGUUGGAAUUGCACCGAGGAAGCUCAUCGUCCAGUAGACUGUGCCACUGUUUCGAAGUGGAUCCUCAAGAACAGUGCAGAGUCAGAGAAUAUGAAUUGGAUACUGGCUAAUUCAAAGCCUUGUCCCAAAUGCAAACGGCCUAUUGAAAAAAAUCAGGGAUGCAUGCACAUCACAUGCACUCCACCAUGCAAAUUUGAGUUCUGCUGGCUAUGUCUUGGUCCAUGGUCAGAGCAUGGAGAGAGGACUGGUGGAUUUUAUGCUUGUAACCGCUAUGAGUCAGCAAGGCAAGAAGGAGCGUAUGAUGAAUCUGAAAGGAGAAGAGAAAUGGCAAAGAACUCCCUUGAGAGAUACACACAUUAUUAUGAACGAUGGGCAGCCAAUCAGUCGUCGAGGCAAAAGGCACUGGGGGACCUUCAAAGCCUACAGAAUGACAAGCUUGAAAGGUUAAGUGACAUACAAAGUCAACCUGAGUCACAGCUGAAGUUCAUUGUAGAGGCAUGGUUACAGAUUGUUGAAUGCAGAAGGGUAUUGAAGUGGACUUAUGCCUAUGGAUUUUACCUGCCAGAGCAUGAGCAUGCCAAAAGACAGUUCUUUGAAUAUCUGCAAGGUGAGGCAGAAUCUGGUUUGGAGCGGCUACAUCAAUGUGCAGAGAAAGAACUUCAAAUAUACCUUGACGCAGAAUCUCCCUCGAAAGACUUCAAUGAUUUCCGUACAAAGUUGGCUGGAUUAACUAGUGUGACUCGCAAUUAUUUUGAAAAUCUCGUCCGGGCUCUGGAAACUGGAUUAAAUGAUGUAGGCCCUUCCACUAGCCAUGGCACAUGCAGCAAAAGCGCAACUUCCAAGAGCCUCGGUGGUAAAAGUAAGAGUGGCAAGAACAGGGCAUCAAGCAGCAGUUCCAAAUCUGGCGGCUCAACCCGAGGUGUGGAUGAUAGUAACAUCUGGACAUGCGAUCAGUGCACAUAUGCAAACCCCAAAUCUGCCAGAGCCUGCCAGGCUUGUGAUCGCCAGCAUCGAUAGCGGUGUCAGUCAUUGCUAGAGAUUUGGACCCCAUUUGUCGAGAAUUUUCUGGUGUUGCGCCGUGCGAUACACAACAUACAUGAAAAUUGAAUAUUAGCUGAUCUCUGGGGGUAGGUUUUCGUGUAUCAUGGAUUGUUUGUCGACUGACUGCGCAUGUGAAGCCUCAACUCAGCAUCCACUCCCAUUUGUGUAUAUAAGUAUAUCCAUAUCUGUAACAAUGUUUUGUUCAAUGGAAGUAGCGGAGCUAGGAGGCGUCUGCUGCCAAAGGAACUCAACUGUUGUAGUGCUGUUGUAAUGUAAGAUGCAUUGGUCAAAUUUAAAGAAAGUUAGUCACCCUGUUACAGAAAUUCCAAGGGAACUCUUGUUACA
Zea mays is the source of this 2499-nucleotide messenger RNA. RefSeq names its product putative RING zinc finger domain superfamily protein. Bases 361 to 2130 code for a protein of 589 amino acids. The record is from RefSeq and is a predicted model, not a curated record. Gene Ontology annotation, molecular function: zinc ion binding; ubiquitin-protein transferase activity. NCBI's taxonomy places the organism in Eukaryota, Viridiplantae, Streptophyta, Magnoliopsida, Poales, Poaceae. Gene Ontology annotation, biological process: protein ubiquitination. The transcript is spliced from 15 exons.